UUUCUUGAAUCUACUCAGAACUUUAGAGAUGCCGAACUGGGGUGGAGGAGCAAGCUGUGGAGCCUGUGGAAAAACAGUCUAUCAUGCAGAAGAAAUCCAGUGCAAUGGGAGGAGUUUCCACAAGACUUGCUUCCACUGCAUGGCUUGCAGAAAAGCUCUGGACAGCACAACAGUAGCAGCUCAUGAAUCUGAGAUCUAUUGUAAAUCAUGUUAUGGGAGAAAAUAUGGCCCCAAAGGAAUUGGAUUUGGACAAGGCGCCGGCUGCCUCAGUACUGAUACUGGCGAACAUCUUGGAUUGCAGUUCCAACAGUCCCCAAAGACAGCUCGGUCAACUACCAGCAACCCCUCCAAAUUUACGCCAAAGUUUGGAGAGGCAGAAAAGUGCCCUCGUUGUGGCAAAUCAGUGUAUGCUGCUGAAAGGAUAAUGGGUGGUGGCAAACCAUGGCACAAGACUUGUUUCCGAUGUGCCAUCUGUGGGAAAAGCUUGGAAUCUACAAAUGUUACUGACAAAGAUGGAGAACUCUACUGCAAAGUUUGCUAUGCCAAAAAUUUUGGCCCCACAGGAAUUGGGUUUGGAGGCCUCACACAACAAGUGGAGAGGAAAGAGUGAAAUACGCCAAAUUCGGGGCAUUUGGGUAUGACUUUUCCUGGCAUGAAGUUUUGAAGAGCGAUCCCACACUGGAUGACUCUGUUUCCCAAUGAUCAUCUUUGAUGCUGGACAACAUUUCUUUACAGAAGCAGUUGUUGUACUAAGUGAUGCUAGGAAAGUCUUUGGAAGGAAAUUGAUUUCAGUCUAUUAUGUUACAAAUAAUUUAAAUCUUAAGCUACUUUUGGGAGUGAUAAAUAAAUGGUUAACUGGUGCCAGAGGAUGUCCUGGUACAUUUCUUGAAUUGGCUUUUUAAUGGGGAAUGAUUUUUCAAGAAAAAGUAGAAACACAUUUUAUAGUCAGUUUCAGCCGGGUGUCUGGUAAUCACAAUCAUGGGAAGUAAACAGGGAGGUUUGGAAGUUGCAAGGCUAACAUGAAGAUUUCCUUGCACAUGUAGGUGUUUAAUAGAUGUUUCUUGAACUGAAUGAAAAAAAAAACAAGUGCAAUAAAGUGAGGAAAACAGUCGACUAAGAGAAAGAGUAGAAGAUUCCAGUGAUUUCCCCAAUCUGCCAGCUGGGAGAAAAAAGUCACAUAAGAAUGAAGAGAAGAUGAGGGGAUGAGAGAAAAAAGAGAAAACAGAGUUACCAUUUUAAAGCAGAAAGUAAAAGGCAUGUUGUUGUUUGAAAGGAAAUAUUUAUCUCAUCCACCAGCUUUUGAAAACUGUAUGCUUCUUGAAAACUCAGAGGACAAUAAAUGGUAGAUAUUGUUUACUUCACAAAUCA
Gracilinanus agilis (Agile Gracile Mouse Opossum) is the source of this 1368-nucleotide messenger RNA. It is a transcript of the gene CSRP3, whose product is annotated as cysteine and glycine rich protein 3. Bases 29 to 610 code for a protein of 193 amino acids. The transcript has 5 exons. Gene Ontology annotation, molecular function: actinin binding; structural constituent of muscle. Lineage: Eukaryota; Metazoa; Chordata; Mammalia; Didelphimorphia; Didelphidae. The record is from RefSeq and is a predicted model, not a curated record. Gene Ontology annotation, biological process: sarcomere organization; cardiac muscle contraction; muscle tissue development. Gene Ontology annotation, cellular component: nucleus; cytoplasm; Z disc.